AUGAGUGUAUGGUGGUGGCAGCAGGGACUUUCGCAGCCAGUAAUCCAAUUAGCACUACUUUCCUCGGCUGCAGGCCACCAGAACGCGAUGAACACUCUUCAAAAUACUCCCUCUAGACAUCUACAACAAUCAGUAAGGGAGCAUCUCCGCCUUCAAGGAAACAUGAUAAACAUGUUGAACGGCCUUCUCCGGGACCCAGCCGCGGCCAAGUCAACGGUCCUUAUUGUUGGGUCGCUCCGGGCAAUUGAGGCGAUCCAAGGUAGUGCCGAAGCGGCCGUGGCACAUACAAAAGGCCUCGAAGUUUUGAUCCAGCUCAAUGGUGGCCUCAAAGCGAUGGACCACAUGAUUCUGUCUAAAAUCUACCAUGGUGAUAUUAUGAGAGCAGCUCUGACAAACACGCCCCCGACCCUGCCUCUAACAGCAACCUGGCGCAACGAAAUUCGACAAGAAAUAGAGGUCUUCUAUUCAACAAAAAAUUUCAUCGCCCUUUUGGAUGACAGAUUCAAAAGGACUGCAUCUCAACUAUGUGUUCUCGGGACUUCAUUCUUCGCGGCGCCCUGGUACGAGGGCCUAGAAGACAGUAUGAAGAAAUUUCUUCACAUGGCCCAACGCUCGAUUCAAUACUAUGAGGUUGCAUGCCUACGACCGUCAAUCAUUGUUCCAACAGAUAACGACCUUUUUGUGCUCCUAGAAUACCACCUUAUUUCUGUUCGCUACCCACCAGACCCUUCGGCUUCGGUCUCAACCCUUUUAAACGAGCCCCUACGCAUCACCCUCUUCAUCUACUUGAACAUGUGUGUCUGGCAUUUCCAGGUCUUUCCAGUCAUGCAACCAAUGGUGAAUGCUUUACAACAAUAUCUAUCCUCCACCGCACCGAUCCCAAUCCUGACACAAAUCAAAGAAACCGCCCCCGACGUACUAUUUUGGAUACUGUUCAUCGGCGGCAUGGCAUCACGAGGACAUGAUGGCUAUUCGUGGUUUAUUGUGCAGCUGGUUGAGUUGACCUUGUACUUGGGAAUCCGUGACUGGGGUGCAGCGCGGGAAAUUUUGGGCGGAUUUUUCUACACAGAUCAACCCGGUCAAUCAGGAGGCGAGGAGUUGUGGGAACAGAUGAUUCACUCGGAGCAAUUGAGGCCUCUUAGUACGAGUCAUGCCGAGUAUGGUCUACGCUCUAGUAAGCACCAAAUACAAUAA
This is a messenger RNA of Penicillium cataractarum, 1194 nucleotides long. RefSeq lists its product as uncharacterized. The record is from RefSeq and is a predicted model, not a curated record. The coding region runs from base 1 to 1194 and encodes 397 amino acids. NCBI's taxonomy places the organism in Eukaryota, Fungi, Ascomycota, Eurotiomycetes, Eurotiales, Aspergillaceae. The transcript has 3 exons.